AUGAAUCACCGAUUGUUGUUGUUAGCGCCGCUGACUAACCUCGCCGGACUCCUGACUCACUUGGCCUAUCUUUCCACCUACGUGAAAAGGCUGCCCGGGCAGGCGGAGCACGGGCACGCGGCGGGCGGCGGCGGCGGGGGCGGCGGCGCGGGCGGCGGGGCGGGCGCGGGCGCGACGCUGGCGUACGGCGGCAAGCCGGCGGGCGGCGCGGGCGCGGGCGUGCCGCAGCCGCGCGCGCCCGCCGCGCCCUACGCGCAGCCCUACCAGCCCGCGCAGUUGCGCCUGCACAACCCCGGCUACGGCUCCGCUGCACUCACAUACAGAGAUGGCAGCUACGGGCGUGGCGAAUACCGCGGCGGUGGCGGUCGCGUGUCGCUGCUGGGGGGCGCAUACCUGCCGCCCCCCGCGCCCCCUGCACACCAUCCACCCCCCGCGGAUCCCCCGCCCUUCAAGAAGAUCCGCCUCAGCGCCGAGCGACCUGCCACGCAUCACCCACAGUUGCGUGUCGAUACGCGGGAGCCGGUGUACAAUAUUGUGGAGGUGCUGUCACCGAAUCCGCCAUCGGAGCCGACGGUAGAAGAUCAGAGCUUCCGGACGACGAAAGAUGACUUGCUUCAGCAAAUAUCUAAGGUGGACCGCGAGAUGGCGCUGUCGGAGACGACGCUGCUGAAGCUGCGCAAGAAGGCGCGCGAGCUGGAGCAGACGGCCAGCAAGCCGGUGCGCGCGCCCGAGCCCGAGGAGGCGCCGCCACGCCACCGCAGCCUGCCGCAGUGCAUCUACGCCGACAACCGCAAGAAGGCGGCGGCCGCUCACGCUGCGCUGGCGGCGCUGGGCCCGGCGGCGCUGUACCCGCUGUACAACCAGCCGCAGGACACCGAGGUCUACCACCACAACAUACGCAAGCACCGCGUCUUCCGGAAGCGGCUCGCGGAACACAUACGCAGGAUAAAACUAGAGGCCGAGAAGCGAGAGGAUGCGUUAGCAGAAGAGUACAGCAGAAGAGCGGCAGAGUGGAUGCGCAGAGUCGAGAGGAUAGAACAGGGACAGAAGAGGAAAACUAAGGACGCGAGAAAUCGAGAAUUCUUUGAAAAGGUAUUCCCAGAGCUGCGCAAGCAGCGCGAGGAACGCGAGAGGUUCAACCGGCUGGGGGCGCGCGUCAAGUCGGAGGCCGAGCUGGAAGAGAUCGCUGACGGACUACACGAGCAGGAGCACGAGGACAAGAAGAUGCGCUCGCUCACCGUGGUGCCGCCCCUGCUGCGCGACCGCGAGCGCGCGCCGCCGGCGCUCACCAACCGUGAGUACCUGCUGCCACCGGCUGCCACCGGCUGCCACCUGCUGCCACCUGCACCGCAGCAGCACGAGGACAAGAAGAUGCGCUCGCUCACCGUGGUGCCGCCCCUGCUGCGCGACCGCGAGCGCGCGCCGCCGGCGCUCACCAACCGUGAGUACCUGCUGCCACCGGCUGCCACCGGCUGCCACCUGCUGCCACCUGCACCGCAACAGCACGAGGACAAGAAGAUGCGCUCGCUCACCGUGGUGCCGCCCCUGCUGCGCGACCGCGAGCGCGCGCCGCCGGCGCUCACCAACCGUGAGUACCUGCUGCCACCGGCUGCCACCGGCUGCCACCUGCUGCCACCUGCACCGCAGCAGCACGAGGACAAGAAGAUGCGCUCGCUCACCGUGGUGCCGCCCCUGCUGCGCGACCGCGAGCGCGCGCCGCCGGCGCUCACCAACCGUGAGUACCUGCUGCCACCGGCUGCCACCGGCUGCCACCUGCUGCCACCUGCACCGCAGCAGCACGAGGACAAGAAGAUGCGCUCGCUCACCGUGGUGCCGCCCCUGCUGCGCGACCGCGAGCGCGCGCCGCCGGCGCUCACCAACCGUGAGUACCUGCUGCCACCGGCUGCCACCGGCUGCCACCUGCUGCCACCUGCACCGCAGCAGCACGAGGACAAGAAGAUGCGCUCGCUCACCGUGGUGCCGCCCCUGCUGCGCGACCGCGAGCGCGCGCCGCCGGCGCUCACCAACCGUGAGUACCUGCUGCCACCGGCUGCCACCGGCUGCCACCUGCUGCCACCUGCACCGCAGCAGCACGAGGACAAGAAGAUGCGCUCGCUCACCGUGGUGCCGCCCCUGCUGUGCGACCGCGAGCGCGCGCCGCCGGCGCUCACCAACCUUCGUUGCAUGGACAUGGAGACGGAGCACAAAGAGCUGCAGAUGCGCAACGUCUGGUCCCAGGCCGAGCGCGAGCUGUUUCGCGAGAAGUACCUUCAGCAUCCCAAGAACUUCGGCCAGAUCGCCUCCUUUCUACCCAGAAAGAGCGUCAGGGAUUGCGUGAGAUUUUAUUACCUAUCGAAGAAGGCUGAAAACUACAAGCAGCUGCUCAGGAAGCCUCGGCAGCGGCGCUCCACUCGCAACCCGCCGCGGCCCGCUCCCGAGCCCGAGCUGCCCUCCGGCGUGCUCACUCGCCUGCAGCGCUCGCAAGGCACAUCUGUGCGGUCGACGGAUUCGAAGGAGACGGGUGCCGAGGAAAUGACGCCCGAACAAAUCAACCUCAUCCCGAUACCGCCGCAGCCGCAGCCGCAGAUGGACCAGUCAAUGGAACAAGGAGUGCAAAUGCAACAGGAGUUGCAGUUACAGCAGGAGCAUCAAAUGCAGCAAGAUCAACAGAUGCAACAGGGCCAACAGAUGCAACAGGACCAGCAACUACAGCAAAUGCAGCAAGGCCCUCCAUUGGAGCAGGUUCCAUUACCAGACUCCACGUUGCAGAUUAUGCAAACCGCAGAACCAGCACAACCACCAGUGCCUGCCAGGCCAGAAUUUACUCGGACACCACCGUUGCCGCCGUCUCCCCCGCCGGCGUCAUCUGCCCCGAUCCCGCCCGUCACGUCUACGUGCACGGCUACGGGCACGGGCACGGGCACGGGCACGGGCACGGGCACGGGCGCGGUCGCGAGUGUGGGCACGGUGACGAUCACGGUGACGCCCGUGGCGGGUAGCCCGGCGCCAGCGACGGGCAGCACGGCUGGUGGCGGCGCUGCGGCGGCGGCGGGCAGCCCGGCGCCGGACGCCACGCUGCUGGUGGCCGAGCUGCCGCCCGCCUCCGCGGCCGCUCCCGCGCCCGCCACCACGCCAACGUCCACACCCUACAACGGCGUUGCCACCAGCGUCGGCGUUAUCACUACGUCGUCGUCGUCGGCGUACGCGACAUCGUGCGCGCCGGCGUGUGGCGCGGCGGGCGCGGGGGGCGCGGGGGGCGCGGCGGGCAGCGCGCCGGCCACGCCGCAGCCAGCGCAGGCGCCCACGCCGGAGCCUGCUAAUGAACGAACGGGCACGCCGUCGUCGAGCAUUUCCGCGACGACGAUAACCAUCACGAGUACGGGCGCGAGUACGGGCACGGGUGCGGGCGCGUGCGCGACGUGCGUGCGGUCGUGCGGGGCGGGCGCUGCGGCGGUGACGGGCGCGGGCGGGGCGGCGGGCGCGGGCGGGGCGGCGGGCGCGUGCGAGGCGUGCCGCGGGCGCGCGCUGCGGGCGCGGGGCGGGCGCGGCCGCUGCGCCGUGCCGGCCUGCACGGGCCGCGCCAAGCGCCUGCGCCACCUGCCGCCGCGCUGGCACGACCUCGCGCCGGACCUCAAGCGCCCGCUGCUCGACGAGUUCCAGGUGCCCAGCGAGCUAAGCAAGUGCUGCGUGGCGUGCUUCAAGCGCAUCACGCGGCGGCUGGACGCGCUGGGCGAGGGCCCCACGCUGGGCGAGCCGGCCGAGGAGGAGGCCACGCGCUUCCGCGCGCUGCUGCGCGAGCACGGCGCCGCCUGGGAGCGCAUGGCGGCCGCCAGCGGCCGCUCCGCCGCCUCCCUGCGCGCCUUCUACUUCACGUUCCGCAAGCGGCUGCAGCUGGAGGCGGUGGAGGCGGGCGAGGCGGGGGAGGCGGGCGAGGCGGGCGAGCCGGACGCGGGCAGCGGCAGCGGCGACAGCGAGGCGGGCGGGGGGCCGCCGCCGCCGCCCGCGCCGCGCACCGACGCCGCCGCGCCGCGCCGCCCGCGCCGCGACGAGUACGACUCCUCCGCCACCGAGACCGCCGACGAGGAGAACGACGCGCCCGCCGCCAAGGCGGUGGCAACGUGUGCAUCCGCACCGCUGACAGUGCGCGAUGUGGUGCUGAACAUGAUCGAGGUGAGCCUGCUCAAGAACGCGCGGCCGCCGCACCACCAACACCACGCGCACCAUGCUUCCCACACCACCAAGGCGGCGGCGCACGAGUCGCUGGCGACGCUGACGGUGGUGGGGCCGCACGGCGCGCACGGCGCGCACGGGGCGCACGGUGGGCACGGGGCGCACGCGGCGCACGGCACGCACGGCACGCACGCGGCGCACGCGGCGCACGCACUGGCGCACGCGCACGUGUCGCAGGCGCCGCGCUCGCCGCACUCGCCGCACUCGCCGCACCGGCCCGCCACCAUCACGCCGCUGCCACCGCCCGACGACCGCCUCGACCGCCACGACCGCCACGAGCCGCUGCUCGACCUCAGCGUCAAGAGGCCGCGACUCGACUCCUUUCCGCAUCCCAACAAGCCGCCAACAUGUCGUACGCCAAAUGACUACACGUACCGUGCCCCAGAGCGGGAAUCGCCCACUUUGUACAACGCAAAAGCACGGACUUCCUUACCUGCCCGAACGCCUACAAAGGGCAACACGAAGGGUUCUAUAACGGCGGGCACGCCUUUAGGCGAGCGCUUCGAACCCAAAGCCGGCUCGAUCACAGCGGGGACACCAGUUUUGGGACCUCAUCAUGCACCUGAUAAGCGUCCCUUCGAUUCAUAUUUCAAAAGAAGAAGCCCAGGCGCUUAUUAUACGCAACCAAGGCCGCAGUCUCCAUCGCAAUUUUCUGCGUCGCCGGGCGGCGCGAACGCGGCGGCGGGUGUGGCGGCGAGCGGAGCGGCGGGCGGGGCGGGCGGCGGGGCGGGCGGCGGCGGGUACCACCUGGAGCGGCGCCAGAUCAUGCUGACGGACUUCAUCACGUCGCAGCAGAUGCACGGCGCGGCGCGGCGCGGCGCCGAGCCGGCGCGCCGCGACCACGACGCCGUGUCCGUCAUCACGCGCCACACGCACCAGCAUCCGCAUCAGCAUCCGCAUCCGCACCCGCACCAGCAUCCGCAUCCGCAUCAGCAGCAGCAUCAGCACCAGCACGCCUACCCCCAUCCGCAUCCGCCACCAGGUCACGAAGCGUUCACAUCACUUGUAAACGCAGCGUCAGCCGCCCCAGCGUUACCAGUACCGCGAGGGUCACAGCCAGAACCGAAGCCGGAACCCAAAUUACAUCCACAGCAUACACAACAUCCGCAGCACUCGCAGCAUUCGCAGCAUCCGCAACAUCCGCAGCAUCCUCAGCAUUCGCAGCACUCACAGCAUUCACAACAUCCGCAGCAUACGUUACAUACGCAACAUCAUGAGUUAAGGCAACAAAGAGAAUUUCCGUUAUCGCAAAAGUACCAGCAACCAAUGCAGUAUCAGCAAGAAAGAGAUCGCCGCACACUGCAGCCACAAUAUGAACCACAACGAGAACGUGCGUCAACGCAAAACAGAGAUCGGAACAUGGUAACGAUCCAAGAACGGCACUACGUAAUCGAGCAGCAUCAACAGCAUCCUCAACAUCCGCAGCAUACGCAGCAUCCGCAACACACGCAGCAUCCGCAACAUACGCAACAUCCGCAGCAACAACAGACGCAGAUUUUGCAUGAUCGACAUCAUUUGCAACACGCACAGAGUGUAGCCAGCGCGGAGGAAAGACGAACGUCGGCAGUGUAUAGCGCGCCCAAACAUCGCGCGUUAGCUACGCACAUGCUCGACAGGAAAGACCCAAGAACGACAGUGAGCUGCACGCCAAGCGUGGUGAGUUCUGUGAGCGUGAGCGCGGCGAGCAGCACUAGCAUAACGGGUGGAGUGGGAAGCGUGGGCGUGGGCGGCGUGGGCAGCGUGGGCGUGGGCGGCGUUGGCGCGGGCGGCGUGGGCGUGGGCGGCGUGGCGGCGGGCGCGGCGUCCGAGGCGCGCGGGCUGCCCGUGGACGGCAAGCUCACGGCCGCCUCACUCAUCAACGCCAUCAUCACGCACCAGAUCAACCAGAACAGCGACCAACGGUUUCCGAUGCGGGACGAGGGCAGCGCCGUACCAUGCAGUGUGGCAGCCAGCGCGCCGCCCGCCGUCCCGCCGCCCGCCCCGCCCGCCGCCGCCUCGCCCGCCGCGCGCACGCCCACGCCCGCCGAGCGAGAGCGAGAGCGCGAGCGCGAGCGGGAGAGAGAGCGAGAGAGAGAGGAGGCUAGCGUGGCGCAUACCACCAGCAUCAAGCUCGGCGACCUCGCCUCCAACAUUAUCACCAGGGACUUCUGCAGCCCCACCACCUCCUUGCAACACCAUAAUAAUCGAUUCGCGAUAGGGUCGGAAGCGUACAGCGCAGUGUCGUGCGGCAGCAGCGUGAGCGGGGCGGGCAGCGUGGUGACGAGCGGGGCGGGCGGCGGGGCGGCCGGCGCGCCCGACGACUGGCGCCGCGACGCGCCCAAGCAUGCGCCAUACCUCGAGCCCGUCUCACCGCCUGAUACUCAUCACUCCAGAGGCGGCGGCGCGCGGCGCUACAGCGGGGUGGGGGUGGGCGUGGGCGUGGGCGUGGGCGUGGCGGGCGGCGUGCUGACGGCGUACGACUACGUGACCAACCGCAUCGUGGAGGUGAUGCGCAGCGACGCGGACGAGCGCGCUAAGCCGCUGCCCUUCCCCACCGCCUACGCGUACCCCUUCUCCGCGCUCAACGUCGCCGCGGCUGCAGACGGCGCAACGGCAGCGGCAGUGAGCGCGGCGGCCGGGGCGGGCGGGGCGGCGCCGGCCGCGCCCGCCGCGCCGCCGCCGCCCGAGCCCGCGCCGCUCAUGUCGGCGCAGUACGAGCCGCUCUCCGACGAGGACUGA
Molecule: messenger RNA, 6948 nt
Organism: Parnassius mnemosyne (clouded apollo)
Lineage: Eukaryota; Metazoa; Arthropoda; Insecta; Lepidoptera; Papilionidae
Source: the annotation of a GenBank genome assembly